Molecule: messenger RNA, 1163 nt
Organism: Stylophora pistillata
Lineage: Eukaryota; Metazoa; Cnidaria; Anthozoa; Scleractinia; Pocilloporidae
Source: RefSeq, a predicted model, not a curated record
UCGGAGUCACUGUUUGUUCAGUCUUUAUUAGUCAAAGCACGAAAAAACAAACAAGCCAGUUAGCCACAAUAACUAAUUCGAGAUGAAAACUCUUCGUGGGUUGAAGUUCUUCGUUCUGAUGAGUAUUUUAAUCGCCCAGUUUUCCUUUUACGACGCCAAGGAGAAGCUUCAAAUGACGCUUUCCGAGCCCUCUAGCUUUAAACCUCCCAAUGCUGCGAUAUGCUCCAUGUUGAAGACACUCGAGAAUCUUGGCUAUAAAAAAGAAAGAAAAUCGGUUAAGAGGCUGGAUAAAGGUGGACGGGAUGUUGAAAAAGAGGAUUUUUAUUACAAAUUAGUGGAUUGCUCUGAGAAAGCCUUGCUUGAAACUGGAAAGGAAUUAAACUCGUCUAUUCCAGGUUCUUUUGGGAAGGAAAUGUCUCGCAAGGUGGCUGAAGAAUUCAAAGUAUUAUUCAGGCAUUUCAAUGUUGGUAAUGGAAGUUGUAAAGUGGGUUUGGUGGUUAAUUUUAAGGGAGGCCAGGACUGCGAUAAUACGGAGCGCAAGAAGAUUGAUCUUUCCCACCAAAGUAUUAAGACGAAAAAGAGCCCUAUUCCUCGACUCGAGGCCUCGGAGGCUGAAUUAAGCAAAAGAAGAUUCCGUUUUCGUCGUUCUCGCCGUUUGCGUCGUUUUCGUCGUCGUUUUCGUCGUUUUCGUCGAAGAAUUAGAAUCACGUUCCAAGUCUCUGCGACCGGAAAAAAAGACUUCUCGUCGUAAGAGGAAUGAUUCAUGACAGGCGUAGAGACUUGGGUUAUAGCUACAUCGAAAUUCGUCAACCUAAAAAUUGAUUUAUGCUAUUUUUAGAGUGGCCUUUGUAACGACUGUAUAGUUUUCUUUUUUUUUAUGUGACUAUUUCAGUAGAGCUGAAUGAUCUUGUAAAACCAAGCUCACGUUGAAUGACGGUGUAUAUGACGGUUUCACUGAAAGAGGAUCGCAGAUUUUUGUGUAUUCAUUUAUCUGUUUCUUAUAUUCAUGUUAUCGGUGAUGAAACUGCUUAUAACGUCCAAAUUAUGGAUGCAAAAUGUGCUGUAGUAAAACAAGGGUUUAAAUGGAGCAAAGUCUUCUGGUUUAACUGCAAAGAUAAAGUAUAAAAAUUUUCAGUUCUUAAAUAAAGGUUUUAAAGAACCCU